CCCCGGCCAGUGUACAACUCUGACGGUCACGAUUCAUCUUGCAGAUCCUGGACGAUACGCUUGAUACACGAUGCGAGCCUGUUCAGCAAGGACGUAUCCUUCGAGAGCACGGACGGACCGAUAUCCUUCGACACGUCGCAUUCCUACGUCGGCACUGUUUUGGAGGACGAGAGCGCCGUGGUGCAGGGCAUCGUUACGCAGGACGGUCUCUUCGAUGGCAGUGUCGUGACCAGAUUUGAGGAGUACUAUAUCGAGCCGACGGGCAGGUAUUUGAAUAAAAAUGAAGACACGUCGCCGCUCUAUCACAGCAUAGCUUAUCGCACCUCCGACGUUACCGUCCCGCCACAUCCAUUACCCUGCGCCAGUCAUCAGCUGCAUCAAAAGGGGUCUCUUGGCGAUUCCUUUGAUAGAUACAGGUACAACAAUUCUCAGGCAUUCUACGAGCCCCUGCUCGGCGAGCACGUUGCUCUCUACUCGAGGGAAAACAAUGCGAGGGUGUUAACGUUGGAAACGAAUAAUGACGUCGAGUACAGGGACGCCGGCGCGAGCGGCAGAGAUCGGAUCGCGAGGCACCUGCACAAGCGCGCGACCGUAGAUCCCCGGAAGACUACCUGCAUGCUCUACUUGCAAGCGGACCAUCAGUUUUUCGCGCGAUACGGCACGGAGGAAGCCUGUAUCGAGGUGAUGACGAGGCACGUGCAGAGAGUCAACUCCAUCUACAAACACACAGACUUUAAUCAAGACGGGCGGCCGGACAACAUCAGCUUCAUGAUCAAGCGCAUCAAGGUGCACAGCGAUAAGGCGUUGACGGAACGUGACUAUCGUUUCCCAGGCAAUUACGGGGUGGAGAAAUAUUUGGAGCUCUUUUCAGAGGAGGAUUAUGACGCAUUCUGCCUGGCUUACAUGUUCACGUAUCGGGAUUUCGAGAUGGGAACUCUGGGUCUGGCGUGGACCGGCGAUCUCAAGAAUGCCGGCGGCGUGUGUGAAAAGAACGGGCAUUACCGCGGCAGCAUGAAGUCAUUGAACACCGGUAUAGUGACCCUAUUAAAUUACGGGAAGCACGUACCGCCUGCGGUCUCUCACGUUACUUUGGCUCACGAGAUCGGCCACAACUUCGGCUCGCCGCACGAUCCGGAACAAUGCACACCGGGCGGCGAGGACGGCAACUUUAUAAUGUUCGCCCGUGCUACCAGCGGCGACAAACGCAACAACAACCGCUUCAGCCCGUGCAGCCUGAACGCCAUAAAUCCCGUGCUCAACAGCAAGGCACGUUCGCCAAAGGGAUGCUUCACCGAACCGCAAGUAUCGCUGUGCGGCAACGGCGUGGUGGAGGAGGGCGAGGAGUGCGACUGCGGCUGGGAGGAGGACUGCAAGGACUCGUGCUGCUUCCCCCAGCGCCGUUACGUGCCGUCCGAGCAGAUACCGUGCACGCGCACGACCGGCUCGAGGUGCAGCCCUAGUCAAGGUCCGUGCUGUACCACCGAGUGCGAGUUUCACUUCGGAAAGAAGUGCAGGGACGACAACGGCUGCCGCGACGCGAGCUUCUGCGACGGUGAUUCCCCGCUGUGCCCGCCGUCCAUUAACAAACCUAAUAAGACCAUCUGCAAUCGCGAACUGGUUUGCUUCAUGGGGGAGUGCACCGGCAGCAUUUGCCUGGCGUACGGAUUGGAAUCUUGCCAAUGCAUACCAGGCCCGAAUGAUCCGCCGACGAAGGCUUGCGAGUUAUGCUGCCGACUUCCCGGGGAAAAUCAACAGUGCCUAUCGUCUUUCGACUGGAACUCGCCGCCGUACGAUAUUCCGGACAUGUUCUCGAAACCAGGGACUCCGUGCAACGAUUAUAACGGCUAUUGCGAUGUCUUUCAAAAAUGCCGUGAGGUCGAUCCAAGCGGUCCAUUAGCAACUUUAAGGAAGCUCUUAUUAUCCGACGAGAGCCUUGCUACUUUCAGACGGUGGGUCGCUGAACAUUGGUAUGCAGUCGCCCUGAUAGUUUUAGCGGCGAUAUCGUUGCUGGUGGCCAGCAUGAGAUUACUGGGCAAGCGACCAGACCUGAAGCUAAAGUCCGUCACGAUAAUCCACAGUUCUACGACGGAAACGGUACGGCUUCCGCCGGAAGGUACGGAAGGAGUGACAGUGCAUCCACCGGCGGUACGUGCCAAGCUACCUCUUAGCAGAAAAGUCAGAGAAAAGAGGUGUCAUCGCAAACAUAAAGAUGGUGGCCACGCGGACAAGUCCAAUAAUAAGGACGCCAAGAAGAAACCGCAGAAUCUACAGCCGAAGAGAUCAUCUACCGGCCAGGUGGACGAUGUUGCGCGGAAGAGACCAGCCGAAGUUUCGGCUGCUCUAGCGCAGGAGAACAAACGGAAGAAGAUUACAUCGGCUAGAGAUAAAGGACAAAGUACCAGCAAUAAUCCGGCCGGCGUCAGCAGCGGCGACAACGACAAGAGGAAGCGAAAGAAGCAACAUAGAAAGGAGGUGAUCGACUAUUCGGCAAUGCAAGCGGAUAAGGAGCCUGAGACAAACGCCGAUCCUAAGAGCAAGGUGCGCUCCUGGUUAUUGGCGUCUUCGCAAUGCCGACCGGAAAUCGGUGCACGGACCAACGUCAACGGUUUGCCGAAGAGCAAGUCGACCCCCGUGGGUCUGACCGUUAGCGGAGGGGCAGUGGGGUCCAGAGUGCCGGUCUCGAGGCAACAGGCGUUGACAUCCGCUCGACGUCCUGGCGCGGAAGCCGGAAGGGCGGAGCUGAAGAACUCGUCGAACUCCCUCGCCAGGAAGGAACGGGCGAGGCUUCAGGUUGUGUACAAGCCGCCGUUCCGGUUCAGCGUGAAGCUACGCAAGUCCGAUAAAGUGGCGCAGGCACCGGCCACAGCCGUAAAUCACACGAGCGCGAACGGUAGAACAGCGAAGCUGCCGAGAACCGGGGUGCUUCUGCGAACGGCCAAGAGGAAGGACCGAGUCAGGAUAGGCAGAGCACGGCAAAUCGCUCCCACCGGCAUCGGUAACAGCGGCGGCGAUCUGCCAGAACCGGCCAACUCCGACUUGCACACCGUACCCUCCGAUCUGGAAGUGCUGCUGUCCGAGAGCGAGUUCCUCUUCUCGGACACGUGACCAUGGAUUUCGAUAAUCUUUGAUUUGAUUUCGAAUCGCUACGCAAAUAAGUAGGUCUUGCAUUUUCAUCCCUUAUAUCCGAGCGCGAGAAUAGAUAAUACUUUAGGAUGUGCGGGAUGAUAGAUAGUUUCGCGUUGAAUUGCUAGCUCGUGCGUGGGAAAAUCCCGUCCGAGAACGUGGAAGGGAAGAUUCGUUUAGUUGCUAAUUUGCGUCCGAUCUGUCGAACGAUAUCUUGAUACGUUUUUCUUUCAACUCUUCGCUCUGUGCGCACGUCGAAAAGACGUGUUGCAUCGAUCUUCGUCAUUCUUCCUUUCCGCAUCUGCAGAGUGGAGUAAUAGCUUGGCGACCGAUACGUUUGCGAACGUUCGCGCCGCAGCGCGAUGAACGUUUCUCACGCGUGAUUGCGAUGAACGGAAUUUGCGCAGACGAACGUAUGAGGUGCGCCGACGUUAGUUUUUCGACGAUCAAGCCAGUUUUCUUCCAAAGAAAGGGGCCAAAUCCAUCGUUUAAAGUGCGACUGGUGUAAGCGCCGCAAAUAUAUAAAUGUUGAUCUACUCGUCUAAUAUUUCCCGGAGAACUAUGCUGAAAGCAGAUUACAAUUCGUUUUCGAUGGUAGCUUUAAAUUUUCAGGGAUCAGUGCGCAACGUUAAUCUCAAAAUGCAACGCGGUAUUUUGGGGCGUCGAAAGUAAUGCUUUAUCUUAAAGUCUCUUUACACUGUGCCUGUGCUGUUACUCUGUACCCUCUUUUCUGACGCUUAGGGAAAGUCACGUCCGAGAAUGGCGUAGUUUUCGUUUAAAUGGCGAUAUAUAUCGAUCGUAAGAGGAUGACAAAAGGUGAAUUGCGUCGACAGCCUUGAUUGACUAACUUCUAUUAGUCGCUCCCUUUGAGAUUAUAGCCCUAGUUAUAACGUAGUCGUAACCGGACACUGCAGUUACAGCCGUUGCUAUGAUACGGCUAUAAAAUACUCUAUAUUUUAACCUUAGCUGUAACAUAGCUAUUAUAUACUUUAUAUUAUGGCCCUAGCUAUAAUAUAACUAAACAUGAUAAAAUUGCGACAUUAUAUCUUUAGCUAUGAUAUAAUUAACGUGUAACUUUAUAUUAUAGCUACUGUUAUAAUGUAAUGUAUUAGCGUUUGUUCUGUAGCUAGGGCUAUGGUAUCGACGCAGAGGAACAAAACUUAGCAUACCACGAUCAGAGCUGACCUGACGUUGAUGGGAGCAACUGUUGAAACGUCAGGUAAGUUCCGAACAGAUCGUCGGGAGGUUCUCUUGUUUCUUCGCCACCCGAUCUGCCUGUAACGUUAAAGUAACGUUAAUUCACUCGUGGUUCCUAUUGUCGACAAUUUUUAAUCGCAUCUCGCGAAGCAUCUUAUCGGAUAUACUUUGCAUCUUCAGUACAUCCGUGAGAAUCGCGAGACGAGCCGACAACGGAUGUUGCUUAUAUUUUUAAGACUGUACAAAAUAUCUUCAGUGGCACCUGCGACUUUUCGGCGAUUUCCGUUGCUCGCGAUUGUUAACGGGGGACGUGCCGUUUCUCCUACUUCAUAUUCAAUCGUCAAAUCCGAUAUCUGGUGCUAUCGUGUGGUACUUACGCCUCUUAUGUGUCUGAUCACACUUCUGAACUGUAACUUCCAGUUGUAAAUAUGCUUUAUCGCUCAGACAUUCCUGUUCGCUCUGUAAAAGAUAAGUUGAUUAAUUAGAAUCGACAGCUAAUUGCUCUUUUAUAAUUAAAUCUUUUCCAAAGAUACUUCUGCCAAAAAAUAUCCGCAUAAUCAACGCAAGAGACAACACUUUCAAUUCGAUACUUUCCGAUAACGAUAAAAUCAAUUUGUAAUAAAGUGUUAAUGCAACAAAAACGUUCUUGUCGCACUUGCUUGGAAUUACGAGUGUUCUAAAAGUCGGACAUUUACAAAACGGGCAGCUAUCGAUUCUGCUUAAUUGACGUUCCUUUGCAGCGCAUUGCCGAAUGUGUUUGCCGAGUUUAAGUUCCUUGCGCUCGCGGCACGUGCACUCGAGCUAAAAGCAUAUCUCGGUACAGAGUAUUCGCGUGUUCGCGUUUCACGUUUUCAGCUUCGUGUGCAUUCCCCUCGGGUGUGUCGCCGCGAUCCCCAUGAGCUGCCACGAUUUCACCCAUGACGACAAACCGCGAUAAGCCGGCUCGGUUAAUCGUUAUGAAAUCGAUUAAACUAGCUCUUAUUAGCCAACACGUAUGAGUACGGUUAAUGCAUCCUCUUUAAGAUCCGUUUACGAUCGCCGAUUUCUCAUACCGUAAUUUCGGCCUGACGCGCCGAAAACGUACGAGGGAUCGCUCUGUAUAAUAAAGUAACAUGGUCGGAUCGAUACGGACUCGAUACUCAAGGAUAAUAACAUUAAUAAUAUUAAUACGCUCGUUGGCGGCAUUCAUUUUUGUAUCAUUCCUUAACAACAAGUAUUAUUCAGCGGGAGAACGAGAGAGGUAGAGAUAACGUAAAAUAACUAGCUACAUUUGCGUGUAGAUUACUGAACGAUGUAAACAGGGUCUGGUAGGUUUCUUUUAAUUCGAUUGGAGCUAUUUGACUAAAAUUAUUGAUAUCACUGUGUACUUUCAUAAUUUAACGUAAGCAGGUUGCAUUUAAUUUAAAAUGUACACCGUUCGAAGUUAAAUAAAUUAGCUCUUCCGGCGAGUGAAUAUUUAAUCUUCGAUCUGCGUACUGUUUUGACUUAAAGGGAGCUCGUUGCUAAUUAAUCAAAUUUCAUUUUUUAGCUUUUCAAAGUACGUGUCGAUUAAUUAUACGUAAGCGAUACAUUUUUGCAAGAGCUUACAGCUAUUGGUAGCGAAUAAUUAAACUUAUACUUGCAUAGCGCUACAUUCUAUUGAUAUACGUUUGUCAAAAACAAAUUGGAAGCCUAAUUUCUUAAGUGAACGAUGCUUCAACUUCCAAAACUCAUAAGAACAUUUAUAAUUAUUAUGUAUGAUUAUUACGUAAACUAAGACUUCGCAAAAAUUGUACUUUGUCUAACGUGGUAACUAUACGUGGCCGACCGUGUUUUGUACGUCCAUAAUUAGUUUUACAACUACGAAGCUGGUGUUCAUAGUUGAAGAAUUCGCAAAAGAGAUCCGCUUGUGUAUGUGCGCGCGCACACACGUGUUCACACACAAACGUAUACGCGCUCCCGUAAAUGUACUUAAUUCAUAAGAAGAUGUGAUGUUACUUUUACAUGAACCCAUAGGCAGAAUUGCUUAAAUAAGGAAGCGUGCUUUUACUUUCAAGACCGAGCUGUGUUAUAUCCUGUCUUGAAUUAAUCGGGAAUUGAAAUCGAUGUCAUUUCGGCGAGUUAAAUUCUCGAUGCUGUACCGUGGUGGGAAACGGCUGAAUGAAAUUUAAUUCAGCGGGAUUUAUCGCGUUAAAUUGAAUGCCUUCUGUAAAAGAGGAAUUUACCUCGACGUGAUUCUUAAUUCAGUAAGAAGUUAAUUUUUAAUUCACGAGCCAUUCAAAGUAUUUGAAAAAUUGAUACGUUUUCCGUGUCGAGAAGGGAAGAGAGCGGAAGGACCGGAGACAUUAGCUUCGCGUAGAGCGUCUGUAGCAUUUAAAUCCGCUGAAAUCUCAGUUUCAAUUCACGAGUCUUUAAACCGAUUGUGAGCCAUGUCGCGCGAUUCGCUUUGUUGUGCCUAGUCGCUGCGCAGAAAUCGCUACACGAAUUCGCGUGCGAGCGCGGCGAGCGUUUUUAAUCCGUAUUAAUCCGGACACACUCGUUAACUUCGUUCGUACUCCGUUGUGUCUAUACGCAUCUAUACAUACAUACAUAUAUAUAUACACAUAUAUUGUGAUACAUACUUAUAUAUGUCGUACAAGUAAGUAGUACGUAUUCCGCUUUGGUCGUAAGAUUUGCAUUACAAUCUAAAAACAGGAGGAAAGGGAGUGAGUGCAAGAAAGCGUGUAGCGCUUGAUCGUAGAAUCAGCAGGUAGACUGCAGAAAUAUUCAGAUAUUCGGAUUCUGUAAUGUGUAGAUGAUAAAAUGUAGCUGUUACCCUUGUGUAGUCUGUCUACCGGGAGACUUACAAUUAGUCGCGGCGAAGUGAAUCAAAUUCGUAAAUUCGCGUAUUGCAACGCGAUCGACAGUUUUCUACGAUCCCAAGAAUCCGACGUGCGGGGAACGCGAGCAUACGAGAAAAGUUUUGCGCUCCAUGGAGCUCACUUUGGGCCGCGGCGAGUCCCGAUCGCUAAUCGAGGAAACAAUCAAUUUAUAGCGAAAUCAAAGCGGAUCGUUCACUGAGAAACGUGAAGGAAUUUAGAAAGAAAAGUAGAUGUCGGUCAGUCUUAAAAAUCACACAUUAUAACAUCUGUAUUUUUUUUCAUUUGGCGCACGGUUUAGCAUAGAAACUUAAACGCAACUUGUUUAUUUAACAAAUUGAACUACGCACGAUUGACCACUGUACUUAAUUCUUACUGUUAAAUUAGAAGAAAAAAUUAUAGUUGUAUAGUUAAGAGAGAAAACCAGUAAGAGAAUCAAAAGCUUUUCACGAAACAUACGCUAGGGAAAAAAGAUUGGUGUUGAAAGGAAUUCUGAUUUCCAUUGGAAUUUCUCAAGCGAAUAAGAACAGAAAUGGAAUAAUAAAGCAAGGGUGUUUCCAAUAGAAAUUAGAUUUCUUCCAACUCCGUUUAUUUUGCAAGAGAAGAUUGAUUUACUUUUGUAGAAAAGGGUAACAGCUCCCUUGAGCUCCGAGAUUCGAUCAUCGGCAAGAGCGAAUCACCGACUUUUGUAUACUACUAAAUUACUGCCUUCCAGCUGAACAGUCUUGUAAAAUAAAGUGACGGACCGAUGCACACAUACCACUUUAUUUACCGAAUAAGACAUGGCGAAACUCUUGCCUCCCUUUCCAGCUGGAAGGUAGCGGUCUAAUAGUAUAUAGAAGUCUGUGGUGCGAAUUAUCAAGCAGGAAAAAUUGCUGGUGUUACCGGUAUCGGCGUAAAAUCUUUUCCCGUAUGCACGCGUGCUCGUCGUAUGAGAAAGCAUCGUAGUUCAGUAGUCGUAGCACUGAACACACUAUUUUUGAUCCGCGAGUGAUGAGAUAGGGCUGAGCGACCGUGGCGAUUAGCUAGCCACCCAACAAAUUGAUCGCUCGUACUUACAGUUAAUACCGUAGUCAUUCCCGUUAAGCUCGAGUGCUUCUUGUUCCAUUUAAACGAUUAGCAAUGGCGGGGGUGGUGGGAUCGCACGUGUGUCCCCCCGCAUGCCAAAUGAUACAACACUCGGAUCCGAACAAAGUCGAGGGCACAAGUGGUCUCGAUCCGAACCUAUUCGGAAUAUUUGAUACGUCCGAGAGGCGAGACUGUUAUAUUAUUUUAACUCUUAUCACAUAAACUUAUAAUUGAUAUAAGAUGGGGCUGCUGUAUUUUUACACGGACUUUGUACAAAUAUAACGGAGGAGUCCUCGCGGGGAAACCCCUGUUCCGGGGAGGUAUGUACAUACUGUAUACCAAUAAAUACUAGACGAAAUGUG
This is a messenger RNA of Vollenhovia emeryi, 8587 nucleotides long. RefSeq names its product disintegrin and metalloproteinase domain-containing protein 10. Gene Ontology annotation, cellular component: plasma membrane. The record is from RefSeq and is a predicted model, not a curated record. The transcript has 15 exons. Gene Ontology annotation, molecular function: metalloendopeptidase activity. Lineage: Eukaryota; Metazoa; Arthropoda; Insecta; Hymenoptera; Formicidae. Bases 616 to 3105 code for a protein of 829 amino acids. Gene Ontology annotation, biological process: membrane protein ectodomain proteolysis; Notch signaling pathway.